AUGGAUGAUGAUAGAGAAGAUCAAAAAAGAGUGUCACCCAUAAUGGACGAAUUAAUCGAAAAAAAGUGGGAAGAAGAACGAAGACAACGAAAUACAACGAUGACGGAUGGAUGGAGGUACUGUGGAUCUCUGGGUUAUGUAUUGUUGCUAUUGUAUAAUAACAAAAAUCGCCGUGUACCUGCAGAUAAUUGA
Molecule: messenger RNA, 192 nt
Organism: Ambispora gerdemannii
Lineage: Eukaryota; Fungi; Glomeromycota; Glomeromycetes; Archaeosporales; Ambisporaceae
Source: the annotation of a GenBank genome assembly